Xenopus laevis (African clawed frog) is the source of this 1900-nucleotide messenger RNA. RefSeq names its product SIL1 nucleotide exchange factor L homeolog (gene sil1.L). The record is from RefSeq and is a predicted model, not a curated record. Bases 496 to 1866 code for a protein of 456 amino acids. The transcript has 3 exons. Gene Ontology annotation, molecular function: adenyl-nucleotide exchange factor activity. Lineage: Eukaryota; Metazoa; Chordata; Amphibia; Anura; Pipidae. Gene Ontology annotation, cellular component: endoplasmic reticulum; endoplasmic reticulum lumen.
CUCAGCUCUCAUUUCAGCCCAGACACUAAGCAGACAGGAUCUCUUUGCAGCUCUGAUAUAAUGACAUUUUAAAGAGGUAAAAUUCCAUUAAAGCCACGUUUUUUUUCUGGGCCAAUAUACAUUUAAAAGAAAGGCAAAUAUAUUACUGAGAGAUGAGCAAGACACGAGACGUCUCCUUUAAGGGUCUGUCUUUUGAGCAUUGCCGCUUUAAGACGUUGUGCACAUGUGCAGAAGUAAGCUGACGUGUUGUAAAGGAAAAUAAAGUGGCUUCCGGGUUCAGUUGAAUAAGUGAGCUGCAGGUGACCCAGGGUCAAUGUCUCACGACAACCACAUUGCAUAUUCAAUCACCGUAUGGAAUAAGCACAACAUGCUGAUACAGGUUAUAUUUUGAGAGUAACAUUCCAGUUUGGGAAACUGUGCAGCUGUGUUCACAUCAAGCAGUUCGUGUGAAAACUGGAUCCUGGUUCUACUUAUGCUCCUUUGCAAGUUCUUACCAUGGAUUUAUACUGUUCUUUUAUACGAAUUUCCAACCAUGUGAAAAUGUCCACCUUCGUUUUAUUAACAUUGUGUUUCUAUGUUGCCUUGAGCGACCGGAGUCCAGAAUAUGCUUUAACUAAAGUUACUGAAGCUGAAGAUUAUGGUAAUGUAGAAGCAAUAGUAGAAAAUGAACAGGAUCCAGAGGAUCAGGAAAUAUUUUACCCUACAAGGGAAUGGCAAGUUGUAAAGCCUGGCCAGGCAGUUCCUGCAGGACUUCACAUGAGACUGAAUCUUCAGACAGGAAAGAAUGAAGCUAAACUUCUAGAAGAGCAAGAGGGCAAGGAUAGGCCAAAACAGACACGCAAAAGUUCAACCAUCUCUGACAAAUACACAAAAAAAGAGCUAAAAGAAGCUCUAACUAAAUUCAAAGAAGGAGCUGAACAACUCAGUCCAGCAGAAGAAAAAGAUUACCUGCAAGAUAUCAAGCAAAGAUUUCGGCCUAUAGAGGACUUGCAAAAAGCAUUCAAUGAUCUUAAUAUCAACGUGGAGACAGAUUUUGAAAUCAUGACAAAAAUAGUCAACAGAUUUAACAGCUCAUCCUCUACAACUGAAAAAGUAAGUGCCUUGUAUGAUCUAGAAUAUUAUGUCCAUCAGGUGGACAAUGCUCAGAACCUUCUAAAAUUAGGAGCCCUUCAACUGCUUAUCAACAGUCUGAACAGCACAGACACAUUGCUAAUUGAAAAUUCAGCAUUCGUCAUUGGCUCAGCACUGAGUAGUAACCCUAAAGUUCAAAUUGAAGCAUUUGAGGCAGGUGCAUUACAAAAACUGUUAGUCAUUUUAGCAGCAGAUCAAGAGGUUUCAGUAAAAAAGAAAACUCUGUAUGCGUUAUCAUCUAUGCUGCGUCAGUUCCCAUAUGCUCAGCAGCGCUUCAUGAAGCUGGGCGGUCUUCAGAUACUGAAAAACUUCUUUAAAGAAAAGAAUGCAGAAUCUCUGUAUAUCCGGGUGAUCACUUUACUCUAUGAUAUGAUUAUGGAAAAGAUGCUGCUUUACAAGGAAAAUAAUACUGAGCAGUAUGAACAGAAAUAUCAACAGUACAACCAGAUCAAUCUUCUGGAAUCAAUCACUGAACAAGGAUGGUGUCCAAUUAUUUCCGACCUUCUCAGGUUGCCAGAAAACGACUCACGAGAAAAAGUUUUGAAAGCUGUAUUGACAUUAAUACCCCUCUGCAGGGCAGAGUUCUUGAAGGAUGGCAAUCUCCUUACUCUCUUGAAUUCUCUCCGGAAAGAAUAUGAAGGUUUGGCUGCAGAAGAACUCCGUUCUGGAGAACAAGAUGGUUACUUUAGUGAACUUUUAAGCUUAACGAUUUCUAUUACUGAUAAAUUAAAAUGAAACUAUAACUGCUAAUAAAGGAGUACGUGUCAUA